UGCGUAAAGUGAGCGCUCAGAGUGCGCCGCUCGCUACAGCUCACUCGGCGCUCAGCAAGGCAACGCUAACAUGUUCCCUGUUACUACUAGCAUGCUGUGUGCGGGACUGCUCAAUGUUGGAGGCGCGGACGCUUGCCAGGGUGACUCCGGGGGCCCACUAGUGUACAACGGGGUGGUGGUGGGGGUGACCUCGUGGGGCGCCGGCUGCGGGAACCCCUCGUACCCGGGGGUCUACGCACGGGUCGCCAGCUACACCACCUGGAUCACCAGCACUGUACAAAGGUACAACGGCGCGCCGACAGUGAGCGUCAACUUCCUCCUGCUAGUCUCCACGGUGACUUCCAUCAUCCUAACAAAUAGUACCAAAAUGUGAUUCUAAAAUAGUUUA
Plutella xylostella (diamondback moth) is the source of this 388-nucleotide messenger RNA. Lineage: Eukaryota; Metazoa; Arthropoda; Insecta; Lepidoptera; Plutellidae. The record is from RefSeq and is a predicted model, not a curated record.